Molecule: messenger RNA, 8590 nt
Organism: Mobula hypostoma (lesser devil ray)
Lineage: Eukaryota; Metazoa; Chordata; Chondrichthyes; Myliobatiformes; Myliobatidae
Gene: cyp7b1
Product: cytochrome P450 7B1
Exons: 7
Coding region: 79-1653 (524 amino acids)
Biological process (GO): bile acid biosynthetic process; cholesterol homeostasis
Molecular function (GO): iron ion binding; steroid hydroxylase activity; heme binding
Source: RefSeq, a predicted model, not a curated record
GGUGGUGAACCUUCCUGAAAUUGUAGCGUUGUGUUUGACGAAGGAGUUGGUACUGGUUGAGGCUGUGUUGGUGACGGAAUGGCGCUGGUGUUCGGCGUUCUCUUCGCAGUUGCCCUUCUACUCCUGGUGAAAUUCCUGAGAGGAAGGAGGUGCAGAUCAAAGUUAACAAGCCCUCCACUUGAGGAUAUUCUUCCAAAUUGCAUCAUUUUUGUUAGUUUGGCUGUAUCUACUAGGCAGAGGAAUUUAAGACCUGGAGAGCCGCCAAUAGUACGAGGCUGGAUUCCAUUUAUUGGAAAAGCAAUUGAAUUUGGUUGUGAUUCUUUCGGAUUUCUUCUUUCUUGUCAGCAGAAAUGGGGAGACAUCUUCACGGUAUAUAUGACAGGCAAAUAUAUUACUUUUAUCUUAGAUCCAUUCCUUUACCAGUUAGUCAUUCAGCUUGGGAAACAAUUAGACUUCCAAGAAUUUUCAACAACACUUUCAGCAAGAGUAUUUGGUCACCCUUUAAUGAGUGACCCCAAAAUUCCCGUAUCCUUCGAAGAGAUUCGCAAGCUCUAUAACUACUUACAGGGGGAUGAGUUAAUUAUUUUGCAUAAAAGUACGACUGAAAAUCUUCAGAACAUAAUGAGACAAGAGCAGGUGGGAUCAACAGAAUGGAGAAUUGAAUACAUGUAUGACUUUUGUUGCCGAAUCAUCAUUGAAGCCAGUUAUGUAUCUCUGUAUGGAAAAGCACCAAAGGAUGAACAAAAAAAAAUUGCUGAACUAAGGGAGAAAUUCCUUAAGUUUGACCAAAUGCUUAUGUACCUGGCUGCAAGGAUUCCCAUUGAACUUCUAGGAAACACAAAAAGAAUUCGCAAGGAACUGAUUAGUUACUUUACAUCAAAGGAAUUGGACCAACGGCUAAAUAUGGCAAAAGUAAUACAAGCCAGAAAAGACUUUCUUGAUGGCUAUUCAUAUCUUCAGGAUGAUCAGAAAGCAGCACAUCAUUUUACCUUACUGUGGGCUGCUGUUGGAAACACGGUUCCAGCUGCGUUCUGGACCCUAUAUUACAUUGUGAAGAACCCAGAAGCCCAUGCAGCUGUGCGAGAUGAAAUUGACCACGUGUUACAGGCAGUAGGCCAGCGGCCAAGCCCUGACUUCAAUAUCGCCCUCAGCAAAGAAGUUCUAGACAGCAUGGUGACCUUAGGAAGUGCAGUAGAUGAAGCCCUUCGUUUAUGCAGCUCCUCAAUGAACAUCCGAUUCGUCAAAGAGGAUAUAAAUGUAAGCUUUAAGGAGGGAAAAGGAAUCAAGCUGAGGAAAGGGGACUUGUUGGCCCUUUGUCCUCAAAUUCUACAUAUGGACCCAGAGGUUUUUGAAGAUCCUGAGGUGUAUAAGUAUGACCGUUUUAUAGAAAAUGGAAUGAAGAAAACCACUUUUUACAAAGGAGGAAAGAAACUUCGGAAUUAUUUGAUGCCUUUUGGUUCUGGAUCUAGUAAGUGUCCUGGGAGAUACUAUGCACUCAGUGAGAUUAAAAUGUUCAUUUCACUGAUGCUGACUGCUUUUGACCUCGAAAUAAUCCAUAAGGAAAGGCCAGUAAUGCCAAGUAAAAAUCGUGCUGGUUUAGGGAUCAUACAGCCAGAAUCUGAUGUCCAGUUUCGCUAUAAAUUGCACCAAUGAGGAAGCUUGUUAAACUUCUAGUUAGGGUGAUAAAAUUAUAUACCGGUGAGUCAUUCUGGAGAAUUGUUUGAUACUUAGUUGACAAAAACAAUGAAGUGUUCUGUAGCUUUAGCAUACUAAAUUUUGGGAAUUCUCUUUGUAUUCUUUCUUGGGGAGUAGAAUAAAGCAACUUCAUACUUACAGGUGUAAUGCCCUGAUUCGCAACUUUACUGUUGUGCGGUAUGUAUUUCAUUCAGUUCUAUUAGUUCUGCUUUCAGCCUGUUUGGGUUAUUGUUGAAGAUAAGAGAUGAUGAGGAAUGUGUGCCAUCCAUAGGAUGCUGGAACUGGGAAGGGAGGUUUUUUUGAUGAGGGACAAUGAGGUUGGUCUUGGGGCUUUUGUUCGGCGGGAGAUAAAGAGAGAAGACGCUGGGGAGGACCAGUCGUUUGUUCAAGAUGGAUUGUGAGCAACAUUCAAAAGUUGGUGUGUGCUUUCACACAGACCAAGGACCCAGCCCCUUAGUGACAGGGAGGUUCAAGAUGGGCUUCAACUUGUGCACAUUUGACUGUUUAAUUAAAAUGGGGCCUUCUCUUUUGUUUUCAUUACUAACUCUUAAGUUAAGAUUCAUAAAUAUAAUUCCUUUAAUUGUAUGCAGUGUACUGUCUGUUAUUUCGUGGCACUAAUUAACAGGGUAGCAAAUUACACAGCAUCCACAUAAACCGGGGUUUGGGGUGAGAGAGCCGUCUGAAUCGCAUGAGUUUGGCAGGACUGGAGAGUGUUUUCCCUAGACUUACGCAGCCAAGGAAACCAGGGUGUUUCACAGGUGUUAUAUUAUUGCUUUAACAGACGGAAAAACCCUUGCAGACUCAAAAGCCUGAUUUAUGCUCUCCAUUUGUGAGGUAUUAUCUUGGCUUCUUUUCUAAAUAGUUGAAUUUUAAAUUGAUGCAGAGACAGGGAUAUUCGAGGUAGUGUAUCUUUGAAGGUAGAAAAACAGCUGAAAUGACAGUAGAAGAGGUUAUGAGAGCUUUAAUAGGUUAGAUUGCAACUGGAAAGAAAAAUGGGAUCAAUAUUUCUAGUGUGCUGAGUUUCCAGCAUUUUCUGUUUUUAUUUCAGAUUUCCAGAAUCUACACACUAUUAUUUUUUAUUUUCCAUCUAAGUUAAAUUUAACUCAAAGCACGCCACACUUUAAGAAAGAUGUCAAAGUCUUAGAAAGGGUGCAGAAAGAUUUGUGUGUGGAUGCUCUUCCGGUAGAUGAGGAGCUGAGAAAAUGUGGAAGUGGUUACAGCAGAGAAGUUUAAGCUGAGGUUUGAUAGAGAGGUAAAAAUGGGAACAGGUUGAAUGGAGUUGGUAUGGAAUUUCCAAUCAGAUGGUCAGAACCACUGAAUGUUUAAAGCACAGAAGAGAUCCGUUGAGCCUGUGUUGUCUUGAUAAACAAUUAAUCCUUCUAGUCCCACUUCCGGCCUCUCCUCAUAGCCAUGAAAGUUCUUCCCUUUCAAUUAUUUGUCCAGCUCCCUCCUGGGCACUGUGAUUAACUUUGCCAUCGCUAGGAUCCCUGGCAGUGCAUUGCACAUUGUAAUUAUCAACAUACUAGAGACUGCAGAUGCCCGAGUCUCAAACAAAAAUAGAACAGUGGAGGAGCUCAGCAGGUCAAGCAGCUUCUGUGGUGGUAAAAGAUGUAGGUGGACAUUUUGAAUUGAUACCCUGCAUCAGUCAGGACUUAGAGUGAAGAGGAAAGAUUGCCUGUGUAAAGUAGUACGAGAAGGUGAGUGGGACAGAGACUGGGAGGUGAUGGAAGGAACUGAAUGAGGUGGUGGAGGGUAAUAUUAGGUAAAUGGAACAAGUGGGGCAAGAAAGGGGGAGAGGAUAGAGACGAUGAACACAAAGAGAUGUAGGUGGAUGGUGACUUGUGUGGGAAGUGAUAACAGGGGUGUGGGUUAUUAAGAUAGGAAAAUGCAAUGAUCACAUCAUUAGGUUAUAAGCCACUCGAGAGAUGUUUUUCUUCCAAUUUGCGUGGAAAAUGUGAGGACAAACAGAUCAACCUGAGAGUGGGAAAGGUGGUUAAAAUGAUGUGCUACUGGAACCUCAAGAUGCCCUUUCAGACAGAGCUCAGGUGCUCUGUUAAACAUUUGCCUGGUCUAGUGUUGUCUCCAAUGCAGACAAGGCCACAUUAUGUGGACCGAAAGCAGCUGGAAGAGGUGUAAGUAAGCCUCAGCCUCGUUUAGAUCCUUGCACAGUGGUGAAGGAGGAGAUGGAAGGGCUUGUGGGGCAUUAGGUUCCCUACGGUUAGACCAUAAGACACGGGAGCAGAAUUAGGCCACUCAGUCCAUCGAGUCUGCUCCGCCAUUCCGUCAUGGCUGAUUUAUUAUCCCUCUCAACCCCAUUCUCCUGCCUUCUCCCCAUAACCUUUGACGUUCUGACUAGCCAAAAACCUAUCAACCUCUGCCAUCCAUGGCAGUGAAUUCCACAGAUUCACCACCCUCUGGCUAAAGAAAUUCCUUCUCCUCUCUGCUGUAAAUGGAUAUCCCCCUAUUCUGAGUGUGCCCUCUUGUCCCAGACUCACCCACUAUAGGAAACAUCCUCUGCACAGCCAGUCUGUCCAGGUCUUCCAGUAUUUGAAAGGUUUCAAUGAGAUCCCUCCUUAUUCUUCCAAACUCCAGUUCACCAGAUUGAUUCCUGGGAUGGCAGGACUUUCAUAUGAAGAAAGACUGGAUGAACUAGGCUUGUACUCGCUGGAAUUUAGAAGAUUGAGGGGGGAUCUGAUUGAAACCUAUAAAAUCCUAAAGGGAUUGGACAGGCUAGAUGCAGGAAGAUUGUUCCCGAUGUUGGGGAAGUCCAGAACGAGGGGUCACAGUUUGAGGAUAAAGGGGAAGCCUUUUAGGACUGAGAUUAGGAAAAACUUCUUCACACAGAGAGUGGUGAAUCUGUGGAAUUCUCUGCCACAGGAAACAGUUGAGGCUGGUUCAUUGGCUAUAUUUAAGAGGGAGUUAGAUAUGGCCCUUGUGGCUACGGGGAUCAGGGGGUAUGGAGGGAAGGCUGGUGCAGGGUUCUGAGUUGGAUGAUCAGCCAUGAUCAUAAUAAAUGGCGGUGCAGGCUCGAAGGGCCGAAUGGCCUGCUCCUGCACCUAUUUUCUAUGUUUCUAUGUUUCUAAUAGAACAACAGCCAUCAAACAUUCCUGAUAUGUUAACCCUUUUAUUCCCAGAAUCAUCCUCAUGAACUUCCUUUCCAAUGCCAGCACAUGCUUUCCUAGAUAAGAGGCCCAAAACUGCUCACAUUACUCUAAGUGCAGUCAGACCAAUGCCCUAUAAAGCCUCAGCAUCAUAUCCUUACUCUUAUGUUCUAGUCCACUCUAUCCAUUCUCAACUCUCUUUUACUCUUUAUUUUUGUGUUGUUUUAAAAGUUUCUCAAUCCUCGAACUUCUCAUUAAUUUUUGUGAAUUAUAUGCCCUCUUCUUUUGCUUGUAAUGCUGUCUUUGACUUCUCUUGUCACCCCUGGUUGCCUCAUCUUCCCUUUAGAAUACUUCCUCAUCUUUGACACCGAUCCUAUGUUUUUUGAAUAUCCCCCUGCAAGGUGGUGGGAUCAGACUGUAGCCAGCAAAAAAAUCCUCCAACGUCCCAAAGAUGUGUUGGAUGGCAUGUUAAAGGGCCACUGUAAAUUUCCUCAUUUGUCUAGAUAGGUGGUAGAAUCAAGGGUGGGGGUGGGCACCUUUGGGAAACUCUAGCCAUUGCUGUUCUGCCGUCAUCCCUGCUAGUGUGCCCUUCCAAUCAACUAUGGCCAACCCUUCUCUCAUGCCUCUGUAAAUCCCUUUACUCCACUGUAAUACUGAUAUAUCUGACUUUAUCUUCCCCCUCUCAAUCUGAAGGGUGAAUUCUAUCAUAUUAUAAUUACUGUCUCCCAAGGAUUCCCUUGUCUUAAGCUCCCUAAUCAAAUCUGGUUCAUAAUAAAACACCCAAUCUGGAAUUACUUUUCCCCUUGUGGGCUCAACCACAAGUUGGUCUAAAAAGCCAUCUGAUAGGCUUUCUACAAUUUCCCUUUCUUGUUAUUCAGCUCCAACCUGCUACUCCCAAUCUAACUGUAUAUUGAAAUCCCCUUAACUAAUUAAAUACCUUUGCCCUAAUUAAAUACCUUUUUCUAUUUCCUAUCGAAAUAUAUGUCCCACAUCCUGGCUACUGUCUGAGGGCUUUUAUAUAACUUGAUCAGGGUCUUUUUACCCCUGCAGCAUCUUAACUUUACCUGCAAGGAUUCUACAUCUUCAGCUCCUAUGUCACCCCUUUUUAAGGAUUUGAUUUCAUUUUGUACCAACGGAGCCACCACCCCCACCCACCGCGUACCUGCCUGUCCUUUUGAUACAAUGUAUAUCCUUGGAUGUUCAGCUCCUAACUAUGAUCUUCGUUCAGCCAUGUCUCAGUGAUGCCCACAGCAUCGAGCCUGCCAAUCUUUAACUGCGCUACAAGAUCAUCUACUUUAUUCUGUAUACUGCGUGCAUUCAAAUAUAACACCUUCAGUCCUGUAUUCAUCACCCUUUUUGAUUUGGCCCACAGUUAUCCCACCGACUGCAAUUUUGCCCUGUGUGUCCAUCCUCACAGUCUUGCUACAUACUGCCUCAACUUGUGUACUGUCUGCCUCAGCCUCAGCUUUAGCAAACCUAUUCACAAGGAUAUUGGUCAUGUCUGGGUCCGGGUGAACCUGUUUAUUCCCCAGCAGAGAUCUCAAUGACCCAGAAAUCAGUUGCAGGAGGGAUGGGGGAGGUGUGGGUGGGAAGGGAUCAGGAAAGCAGAUAGAGGGGAGAACUGGUGGUGGGAUCACAUUUAAGGCAUCCGUUAGUCUUGCAAGACCAUGGAUCUGCACCUGGAAAGUCUUCGCUCUCCAGGGUGCAAGCCUGGGCAAGGUUGUAUGGAAGACCGGAAGUUGCCCAUGCUGCAAGUCUCCCCUCUCCAUGACACCGAUGUUGUCCAAUGGAAGGGCAAGGGCCAAUACAGCUUUGCAGCAGUGUCGUCGCAGAGCACUAUGUGGUUAAGUGCCUUGCUCAAGGACACAACACGCUGCCUCGGCUGGGGCUUGAACUCACGAGCUUCAGCUCGCUAGUCGAAUGCCUUAACCACUUGGCCACGUGCCCACACUGUAGCCAGUAAAAAUGGCAAAAGAUGAUAUGUUAGAUGCAAAGGCUGGUGAGAAGAAAGUGACAGCCAAGGGAACUUUAUCACUAUAAUCUCUAGGGAGAGGAUGGAUGAGAGAUUGCAUUUAGAAAAUGUUUUGAAUGUGUGUGAGGGUUCCAUUAGAAGGGAAGACAUCCUUCAGGAAGUAGGUAAAUAUUCAUCCUAACCCUAGACCAGAAGGCCUCAUGCAGUGGAGACAAAUUGAGGAAAAAGGGAACACAUCCUUACAGGAAGCAGGGUGGGAAGAGGUUAGCUGGGGUAGCUGAAGGAGUUUGUGGUUAUAUAGAAGAUGUCAGUAGUAAAUCUUUCUCUUGAGAUGAAUAUAGAGAAAUAAACAAAAAGAAAUGAAUUGUCAGAGACGGUCCAGAUGAAUUUGAGUGCAGGGUGGAAGGGUGAUGAAAUUGAUCAGUUCCACCUCAGUGAGCAGAAUCAAUUUGGUUAUCAAUAUAGCAGAGAAAUAGUUGGAAUUGCCAGUAUAGACUUGGAACAUGGACUAUUCCAUAAAGCCAGCAAAAAUACAUGAGAGUGUCCAAGGCUGCUCAUUUGAUUGUAGAAAAUGGGAAAAAUCAAAAGAGAUGUAGAUGAGGUUAAAAACAAAUUCUGCAGAACAUUUGUUAGUGGAGUGGAGCUGCUUGGGUCUUGGUUAAAAAAAGAAACAAGGAACUUCUCGAUGAGUGAUGGAGAUGGACAUCAUUAUUAAAAUGAACCAUUUGGGACCAAGGAAUUGGAAGUUAUCACAAUGGUGGCAGGCACAGGUUUCUUAGUUGUAAGUAGGACAAGAGAAGACAGGAUGGAGACUGGGUAUGAAGAAAUGAGUACAGUGGGGCAAGAGCAGGCAGAAACAUUGGAUUUACUGGGGUCUUAGGUUAGAGAUAGUACACAGAGUUAGGAUAUCAUGAGCUAGAAGCUGUGGAGAGACCCUUUCUACUGGGUGCCUAAAAAAAUUCUCAAAUCAUUCUUGGAUCCUUUGCUAAUCGUCCAUUUUUUGAUCACUUUGCCAUUGGGAGGUUUCACUCUACCCUCUGUUUCUAUACCCUUCAUGGAUCAAAAUACCCUUAUCAGAUCAUCUGUUACGGUGAUGGGCAUUAUUUCUUAAAAUGGGCACCACAGUAGCAUAACUAGUAGAGUCAGAAACCCAGGUUCAACACUGACCUCAGGUUUUGUCUGUUGGCGUAGGUUUGCUCAAAGUGCCCUGGUUUGCUCCAACAUCCCAAAGUUAUGUUGGUUGGCAGGUUAACGGGCAACUGUAACUUUCUCUUUUUGUCAGGAUAGGUAGUAGAAUUUGGGGUGGAGGGCACAGAGAGUUGAUAGGAGUGUGGAAGAAUGCAAUAUGUGUGAAUUAGAACUGCUAUAACUGGGUGAUUGAUGGUUGGUACAAGCCUUCUGAGCUGUGGGGUCUGCGUCUAUGCUGUAUCUCUCUAUAACACUGUAAUAUUUUCCACGCUAUUUUUUCUGAUAGUAAAAUCAGUGAAGCACAGGAUGAAUAAUGCAAAACAAAAACAAACUCUUUUCCUCCAUAAACAUUUUCUGUAUAUAACUAUACUAUGUUGUAAUAACAAAGUAAAAAGUAUUUACAAGCAUAUAAGUACAGUAAUCUACUUCACUUCUGUAAGAGAUUAACAGUGUGUAAUACUUUGAAAUCACUUUUAUAUGUAAGAAUCACAUUAAAUCAUGUGAAUGAUUCUUAAAAUAUGAUGCUCUGCAAAAGUUGUCAAUAAACAGUAUCUGUAAAACUCAUUGUCAGUAAAAAGUGCCUUAGAUGGUUCUAAUCUUCUUGUACAUACGCAUACUUUAAUAAAUCUGUUCA